Trichoderma aggressivum f. europaeum is the source of this 2325-nucleotide messenger RNA. RefSeq lists its product as uncharacterized. The transcript has a single exon. The record is from RefSeq and is a predicted model, not a curated record. NCBI's taxonomy places the organism in Eukaryota, Fungi, Ascomycota, Sordariomycetes, Hypocreales, Hypocreaceae. The coding region runs from base 1 to 2325 and encodes 774 amino acids.
AUGGCGCAUCCGCAGUAUCGCGGCGCCGUCGAGCUCGACACCUCGCCUCGGUCCCACCUCGACGGCGAAGUCUUCGAGAUGCCCGGCGACUCCGUGGUGCCCAGGGCAGACGACGAGCCGGGGAGAAAGCCGGUGCAGGCGCAGGACGGAGACGUCGUGCAGGCGAACCCGUGGCCUUUCUAUCUGGACCAGGACGUCAAAACGGAGUCGCGGGUCGACGUGGAGGAGCAGGAGAAGAAGAAGCAGCAGCAGCAGCAGCAGCAGCAACCUGGCAAGGCGGAGGCAAAGAGCGAGGAGCAGCCGCCGCUGGCGAAUCCGUGGGCGUAUUUUGGGCCCAUGUCGCCGAGUGAAGAGGACGGGCCCAAGGCUUCCGUGGCGGUUGCGGCUGGACCUGAUGUUGGUGGGCUAGGGGUCAAGGCUGAGGAAUUCCGAAAUGCAGAAGCCAAGGUUGAAGAUGUCACGGCAGCACCGCGGCCGCUACGCCUCAGCACUCACGGCGAACCAGCCGGAGACGGCGCCUCUCCUCCUGCUCCUGCCCCUGCCCCUGCAGCAGCGAGCAAGUCUUCUUCGCCGCCGUCUUCGUUUUAUGUCGCGCCUCUCCGGGUGUCGAGGAAGCAGAUCCCACCCGCCGGCGCUGCACCGGCGUUCAUACCGUACAGCCCGCCGGCAGAGGACGUCGCGCCGGUUGCGCCGCUUAACGUGAAGCACCAGAGGCCUUCUAAUGGUCCCCAGGGCGAUGCGACGACGGCGUUGCCGUAUCGGCCGUAUCGUCCCGCCGGAUAUGUGGAUGAUGCGGCGGCAGCUUCGACUCCUCCGGUGCCUCCGGUGCCUCCACAGCCUGUAUCGUCGCCUCCGCCGCCUCAGUCUCAUGGGCUUCCGGCCGUAGAGGCCGUUCCUCCUCACGGUGUUACUCCGCAAGCCGUUCCUCCUCCGGCGGCUCCUCCAGCUGCUCCCCAGGGGACGUCUUCGCAAUCGAUGAAUGCGGUGGGGUCCGCAUCUCCGGAUCUCGCUCAGCAACAGCAACAGCGACGGCAACAGGAUCAGCACCCGGCAGCAGAUUCAUCUGGUUCGGCAGAGGUACCCUUGGUGGGAGUGGCACCGCAGCAUCCACAUCAGCACCAUCAACCAAAUCAACCUCCGCCGCCAGCAGCAACUGGUCCUCCUCCUCCUCUCCCGCCUCCUCUUCCCCUGGCUGCUGCUCCCCCUAUCCAGGAGCCCGUUCCAGUGGUAGCUGUAGCAGAACAUCCACCCAUGGCCGCCCCAACUCCACGUCUCAGCUCUCAACCUCCGGUGCCUCCGCAUCCAGCACCGGCGGGUACUCCGUAUCAACCAUCACCGAGUCCUUCACAUCCAAGUCCUGUCAUGGGCUAUCCUCAUCCAUCACCUAGUCCUUCACACCCAAGCCCUGUAAUGGGCUACCCUCACCCAUCACCAAGCCCUUCACAUCCAACUCCGGCAAUGGGCUACCCUCCAAACUCAAGUCCUAUCCCAGGCCACCCAGCAUACGGACCGCCCCAUUCGGCGCCGACCUCGUCCGUUCCCAGUCCACAGCUGGGCUCUUUUCAAUUCCAGCCCAUCAACCAGGCACCCGCGCAACAUCUGUAUGCUCCCCCGAGUCCCACGCCUCCAGUGGCAUUAGCAUCGCAAGCUCCCCCGAGCCCGGCGCCUUACCCUCCUCCUCAGCACUAUACGCCUCCACCACCGACUUCAGGCUAUGAGAUCCCGCAACCUACCUAUGCAUCUUCAAAUGCGAAUCCACCUCCUCAGCCGCCGCGACCGGAAUUCCAGCAGGCAGCGGUGGGUGCUUAUCAACAGUAUCCGCAGCCGCAGCCGUCGCCAACUUAUGGGUAUGCUGGUGCUCCAAGACCAGGCACGCAGCCUCCUCCUGCUACGCAUCCUUCAGGAUAUAACGCACCAUACGGCGGACCGGCAAUAGCCCCUCACCAGCACCAAUAUCCAACCCAGCCUACUUAUGCGGCGGCUAAUGGUAAUAUCCCCUCGUCUCCAAACGUGCCGCAGGCUCAGUAUGCGUCUCCUCCUCUGCCGCCACGCCCAGCAACAACGCAGCCUCAGCUGUUUGUGGGGUUCAACUCUCAUAACGUCGUGUCAUAUCCCCCGCCGCCACAGAGAGUGUUUAGCCCGCCGCCUGCGGCUCCAGGCCAGGCUCCUCGGCGGUCGUCCGGAGGAAUGAGCAGUGGCCGGCUAUUUAGCAGCUCGUCGGCGUUGAAGUGGAUAGACAAGACGGGCAAAGGGCUGGAGAAUAAGCUUGAUGCUGUGCUUGGACCGUCUACCAAGCCACCGCCUCAGCCCCCUCGUCCUACUUAG